AUGCCUGAAUCAGAUUCCCAUUCAUUGGGGUCCAAUGAGAUCAAGCAAGAUCAAACAUCGUUAUAUGACCAUGAACAAGAGCAUGGAUCACCACUUGUUGAAAUUCCCAAAAAACCAGCCUCAGCAUAUGUUGCUGUUUUCAUUAUGUGUUUAAUGGUUGCAUUUGGUGGAUUUAUUCUUGGUUGGGAUACCGGUACCAUUGGUGGGUUUAUGGCACAAACUGAUUUUAUUCGUCGGUUUGGUAGUAAACAUCGUGAUGGUAGUCAUUAUUUAUCUAAAGUUAGAAUUGGAUUAUUAGUUUCCAUUUUCAAUAUUGGUUGUGCCAUUGGAUCAGUAUUUUUAGGUCGUUUAGGUGAUACCAUUGGUCGUAGAAAGGGUAUUGUUGUUGCUGUUUCCAUUUAUAUGGUUGGUAUUGUUAUUCAAAUUGCGUCAGUUAAGAAAUGGUUCCAAUAUCUUAUUGGUAGAAUUAUUUCUGGGCUUGGUGCUGGUUGUAUUGCUGUUUUAUCGCCAAUGUUAAUUUCUGAAGUAUCUCCAAAACAUUUAAGAGGUACUUUAGUUUCAUGUUAUCAAUUGAUGGUUACGUUUGGUAUCUUUUUAGGUUAUUGUACUAAUUAUGGUACUAAGAAACAUUCCAAUUCAGUUCAAUGGAGAGUUCCAUUGGGGUUAUGUUUUGCUUGGGCAUUAUUUAUGCUUGGUGCUAUGUUUUUGGUUCCAGAAUCUCCUCAUUAUUUAGUGAAGAAUGGAUUAAUCGAAGAAGCUAAAAGAUCUGUUGCUAAAUCAAACAAGGUUACAAUUGAUGAUCCAGCUGUCAUUCAAGAAGUUGAAAUGGUUCAAAUUGCUGUAGAGGCAGAACAUGCAGGUGGCCCAUCACGUUGGAUGGAAUUAUUUGAAACUAAGAAUAAGAUUUUCCAACGUGUAGUUGUUGGUGUUGUUUUAUUGGGAUUACAACAAUUAACUGGUGUUAAUUAUUUCUUUUAUUAUGGUACUAUUGUUUUCAAAGCAGUUGGUUUAGAGGAUUCUUUCCAAACGUCUAUUGUUUUCGGUAUUGUGAAUUUUGCCUCUACAUUUGUUGCUUUGUAUGUUGUUGAUAAAUAUGGUCGUCGUACUUGUUUAUUAUGGGGUGCUGCUGGUAUGGUUUGUUGUAUGGUUGUGUUUGCAUCAGUUGGUGUUACAAGAUUAUGGCCUCAUGGUAAAGGGAAUGGAUCAUCCAAAGGUGCUGGUAACUGUAUGAUCGUUUUCUCCUGUUUCUUUAUUUUCUGUUUUGCUACUACCUGGGCUCCAAUUCCAUUCGUUAUUAUCUCUGAAUCUUUCCCAUUGAGAGUUAAGGCCAAGGGUAUGGCGUUAGGUACAGUUUCUAAUCAAAUGUGGAAUUUCUGUAUUGGGUUCUUCACACCUUUCAUUACUGGUGCAAUUAAUUUCUAUUACGGUUAUGUUUUCUUAGGCUGUCUUGUAUUUUCAUGGUUUUAUGUUUUCAUUUUCGUUCCAGAAACCAAAGGUUUACAAUUGGAUGACAUCAAUGUUAUGUGGGAGGAAGGUGUUUUAUCAUGGAAAUCUGCAUCUUGGGUUCCACCAUCUCAAAGAGGAGAUACGUAUGAUGCAGAUGCUUUAGCUACUGAUGACAAGCCACUUUAUAAGAGAAUGUUAGGAAGAGGUUAA
Molecule: messenger RNA, 1656 nt
Organism: Naumovozyma dairenensis CBS 421
Lineage: Eukaryota; Fungi; Ascomycota; Saccharomycetes; Saccharomycetales; Saccharomycetaceae
Product: sugar porter family MFS transporter
Exons: 1
Coding region: 1-1656 (551 amino acids)
Biological process (GO): carbohydrate transport; transmembrane transport
Cellular component (GO): plasma membrane
Molecular function (GO): carbohydrate:proton symporter activity
Source: RefSeq, a predicted model, not a curated record